This is a messenger RNA of Toxotes jaculatrix (banded archerfish), 2236 nucleotides long. It is a transcript of the gene syt9b, whose product is annotated as synaptotagmin IXb. The transcript has 8 exons. Gene Ontology annotation, biological process: cellular response to calcium ion; calcium-ion regulated exocytosis; regulation of dopamine secretion. Bases 333 to 1916 code for a protein of 527 amino acids. NCBI's taxonomy places the organism in Eukaryota, Metazoa, Chordata, Actinopteri, Toxotidae. The record is from RefSeq and is a predicted model, not a curated record. Gene Ontology annotation, molecular function: clathrin binding; phosphatidylserine binding; SNARE binding. Gene Ontology annotation, cellular component: dense core granule; membrane.
UCAACACGAAAACCAUGCGAGGGAGGAUUUUAUAAACCGAUGAAAAGUUCUCACAGGCCCGACCUCAGCUAAAGAGACUGUGUUUUACAACAGAACCAGCCAAACUCUGACUUACUCGGAUUUCAGUGGAUUUCGCGGAUGCAUCGCGCGCGCAGGACCUAUCCAGGGGUGUAGUAGCUGUGGUGCUUCUCGUGCGCCUUUGCGCUGGUAGAGGCUGCGUGUGGCUGAGUAAGUGUGUGUGUGUGUGAGCGUGUGUGUGUGUGUGAGCGUGCGAGAGAGGUGGUGGAGGAUCAGCCGGUGUGGCCGACCAGUCAGAAGGAUGCUGGAGGGCAAUGCCUGCAGAAAGAGAGGAUGAGAUUUGUCGAAAGGCGCUGGAACUGCUGUCCGACCUGUGCUCCAAGGGAGAGGUGCAGGACGACAACUGCCUGGAUUUCAUUUACUACUUCAGGGACCUGGCCAGACCGCGUUACACGGACUCAGAUGUAUCGGUGAGCCUGUUGUCCCUGCUGGUGACCACCUGUGGUCUGGCCCUCUUCAGCGUCUCUCUCUUUGUGUCAUGGAAGCUGUGCUGGGUGCCGCUGAGUGGCCGUUUCCUCCCAGAUGUCCUCAAAGGGGCACACUUUCUGGGAGGAGACCAACAGCCCGUGCUCACAGAGGUGGACGGGGAAGAAAGGGAGUACAGUGAGGAUGGCUGUAUGAAGGAGCCUUCAGGGCUGCCCUCUGCUGUGGCUGUCCCGGAGUCAGGACUAAAGAUAAGCCACACAUCGCCUGACAUCCCGCUGGAGACCCAGACCAAGGUGGAGAAAAACCAGGUCCACACUCUGGCCAGGGACAGGGUCCAGAGACAGAUUACUGAGCCUACAUCGUCUGUACGACACAACUCCAUCCGUCGUCAGAUGAACCUGUCCAGUCCGGACUUCAACCCUGCUCAGUUCCAGCGCCAGGAGUCUCUGUCUGGUUUGGGCCGAAUCAAACCAGAACUCUACAAGCAGCGCUCUGUGGAUGCAGAAGACGGGCGUCACACCGACAGCUGCGGGCGUCUCCAUUUUAUCCUGAAGUUUGACUUUGACCUGGAGCAGCUGAUCGUGAAGAUUCACAAGGCCCAGGACCUUCCUGCAAAGGACUUCUCAGGGACCUCAGAUCCUUACGUCAAGAUCUACCUGCUGCCUGACCGCAAAACCAAGCACCAGACCAAGGUGCACCGCAAGACACUCAACCCAGUGUUCGACGAGGUGUUUCUCUUUCCUGUGGCAUACGCUGAGCUGUCGAGCCGAAAGCUGCAUUUCAGCGUCUACGACUUUGACAGGUUCUCACGCCAUGAUUUGAUAGGCCAAGUGGUGGUGGACAACUUCCUGGAUCUUGCCGACUUUCCCCGGGAGACAAAACUGUGCCGAGACAUACAAUAUGUAACCUCGGACAAUGUGGACCUGGGAGAGCUGAUGUUCUCAUUGUGCUAUCUCCCUACGGCUGGCAGGCUUACCAUCACUAUGAUCAAAGCCAGAAAUCUCAAAGCCAUGGACAUCACUGGAGCCUCAGAUCCUUAUGUGAAAGUGUCCCUGAUGUGUGAAGGCCGGAGGCUAAAGAAGAGGAAGACGUCCACCAAGCGGAACACUCUGAACCCAGUGUACAAUGAAGCCAUCGUGUUUGAUGUUCCUCCUGAGAACAUCGACCAGAUCAGCUUGCUCAUAGCCGUCAUGGACUAUGAUCGGGUUGGACAUAAUGAAGUGAUUGGAGUCUGCAGGGUGGGCAAUGAAGCUGAGAGUCUGGGACGUGACCACUGGAGCGAAAUGCUGACGUACCCUCGGAAACCCAUCGCACACUGGCACCCACUCAUAGAGUGGGUCGGACAGGGAGCGACAGUGAGUGGAAGCCAAGGAGGAUCCACCAAUUCACUGAAGACACCACCGUCACCAUGACCGACUACACACACACAAAUACACACAAACACACACACACACAAAUACAGACAGACACAAAGAGCCUCGGGGUGGUAGAAUGAUGGAUGGUGGAUCAGCAGACAGUUCUUCUAAUACGUUAAAAGAUAAAGUACAAGGUGUGACUAACAAGCGACUACAGUAGUAACUUCAGCUAUAAGCCAUUACUCAAACUGAUGUGUCAUUAGAUUGAACUAGGCUUUAGUGUGCUUAAGGCUGCUGCAAAGGCUAAUCCCCACUUCUAGUGUCCUCACAACCAAAAAAAAAAAAAAAAAACACUUAACUACAUUCCAACUGACCUA